CGAACGCGAACGAGAACGAGAACGGGAGUGCGAMCGUGUUCCCCGAAAAAAUCUUUUGUGUCAUUGCAGCUUGUUGUGAGAACCGCAUUGAAAGUAUUGUUUCUUGUCGGAGCGUCGAUUGCUCUAUUCAAUAUUAAGUACAUUUAGCUAUACCUGGUCGUCCAAAGCAAACACCAUGUCCAACGAAGAGACGAAUGCCCUGGGAUACCCAAAACUUGCUUGUAGCACUCCAGUCCCCUCGGACAUCGAAGUCUCGCAGCAAAUUGUGAAGGAAGUUGGCCUUUUGCCUAUCCGAGAUGUUGGACGCCAGUGAGUAACGAAUGAAGCGGUGGCAUGUUUCGAUGUGAGUCGAAUUUUAUUUUCUCAUAUUUUGUCGUGCUGCAAUGCAACAGAGUUGGACUUACCGACGACGAAGUCAUCCCAUGGGGAAUUGCUAAGGCCAAGGUGUCUCUCGCCGCAAGAGAGAACAGGAAAGACGUUCCRGAUGGAAACUACGUAGUUGUUACCGGAAUCAAUCCCACUCCACUGGGAGAGGGAAAGUCKACGACCACAAUUGGACUCGCGCAGGCCCUCGGAGCAAUUCUCGGCAAGAAAACCAUUGCCUGCAUCCGUCAACCGAGCCAGGGUCCCACCUUUGGAAUCAAGGGAGGGGCAGCCGGAGGAGGUUAUGCCCAGGUUGUCCCAAUGGAAGAGUUCAACCUUCACCUUACAGGUGACAUCCACGCAAUCACUGCUGCUAACAACCUGCUGGCGGCAGCAAUCGAUACCCGAAUGUUUCACGAGGCAUCUCAGAGUGACGAGGCACUCUUUCGACGCUUGUGCCCGGCGGGAAAGGGAUUUUCAAAGGUACAAAAAAAACGUCUUGACAAGCUAGAGAUUCCCUACGAAGGGCGUUCCCCCGAAGACUUUACGGCGGAAGAAAAGUCGCGCUUCGCCCGGCUGGAUCUGGACCCUGACACGAUCACGUGGCAACGUGUUGUAGAUACCUGCGAUCGUCACUUGCGAAAUGUGGUUGUGGGCAUGGGUGCGAAAGAGACUGUUAAGUCCAAAGAGAAGGAGGGCGAGCGUGUUCAGCACAACCGAACCUCCGGUUUCGAUAUCACCGUUGCCUCGGAAGUUAUGGCCGCCUUGGCACUGGCAAAGUCUCUCCACGACUUGCGUGAAAAACUCGGUGCAAUGGUUGUUGGCUUUUCCCGAAAGGGAGAGCCCGUUACUGCCGACGAUUUGGGGUGUGGCGGAGCCCUGACAGUCCUGAUGAAGGAUGCUAUCAUGCCGACACUCAUGCAAACUGUUGAACGAACUCCCGUUUUGGUCCACGCGGGUCCAUUUGCCAACAUUGCCACCGGAAACUCGUCGGUUGUGGCCGAUGAAAUUGCUCUGAAGUUGGUUGGUCCCGACGGUUUCUGUGUCACGGAGGCCGGAUUCGGGGCGGAUAUUGGAAUGGAAAAAUUCUUCAAUAUCAAGUGUCGCUACAGCGGAUUGAAACCCAAAGCGGCCGUGAUUGUUGCGACCGUCCGGGCCUUGAAAAUGCAUGGUGGAGGCCCGCCCGUGUCCGCCGGCAGACCUCUUCAAAAAGAAUAUACGGAAGAGAACAUCGAAUUGCUGCGAAAAGGAUGUGCGAAUCUGCAGAAACACAUCGAGAAUGCCAAAAAGUUCGGCGUUAACGUCGUGGUUGCUGUGAACAAGUUCAAGACGGAUACCGAUGCCGAGAUCGAAGUUGUCAAGGAGGCUGCCAUGGCCGCCGGUGCAUUCGAUGCGGUUUUGUCGAACCACUGGGCCCUCGGUGGAGCAGGUGCCGCCGAUCUGGCCAGUGCUGUCGACAAGGCCUGCAAGGAAAACGAUGAAUCGAAUUUUAAAUUUCUGUACAAUCUUGAUACCAGCAUCAAGGAGAAGAUCGAAACCAUCAGCAAAGAAAUCUAUGGCGCCGAUGGUGUCGACUACACAGAAUUGGCCAACCAACAAAUCGAAAACUACGAGAAGAACGGCUAUGGGUCUCUGCCCAUUUGUAUCGCAAAGACUCAAUAUUCGUUCAGUUGCGAUCCGGCUGCGAAGGGUGUUCCUACCGGCCACCGUAUCACCGUUCGAGAAAUUCGAUCCUGUGCGGGUGCUGGAUUCGUCUACCCGAUUUGUGGAGAUAUCAUGACCAUACCGGGACUUCCCACCCGACCAGGUUUUUACGAUGUGGACAUUGAUACCGAAACAGGCGACGUAAUUGGGCUCUUUUGAGAAUAAUGGAGUCUCAAUUUUUUUGGAAUAGAACAAUAAUAUAACGAAGUACUGUCAUUGCUUUUCGGAACCUCCAGUUUUCCGUUCAAUAUAUGCUAUGGAACAGUAUCCGGCAAUGCAGGAGCAAAUGUGCGGAUAUUUGAAAGCACGACAUUGUGAGGAACAUUCUGUGGAUGUGAAGGAGGGAAAAGGAGUUGGCGAAAAAAGUGCUUGUUUACGUUUUAGUUGCCAUGAAACUUCUCAGGCGUUACAUGACAGAUUCUCGACAC
Messenger RNA from Pseudo-nitzschia multistriata, 2495 nucleotides. The record is from the annotation of a GenBank genome assembly. NCBI's taxonomy places the organism in Eukaryota, Bacillariophyta, Bacillariophyceae, Bacillariales, Bacillariaceae.